This is a messenger RNA of Purpureocillium lilacinum, 1137 nucleotides long. RefSeq lists its product as uncharacterized. The record is from RefSeq and is a predicted model, not a curated record. Gene Ontology annotation, molecular function: oxidoreductase activity, acting on the CH-OH group of donors, NAD or NADP as acceptor. Lineage: Eukaryota; Fungi; Ascomycota; Sordariomycetes; Hypocreales; Ophiocordycipitaceae.
AUGCCCAUGCACAACGGCUUCCUCCCGCGCGAGGGCUUCUGCGCCGACGUCGUCCUCAAGCUCGUCCGCCGCACGGCCCUCAACCCGGCCCUGCUGCUGCCCCUCGUCCUGCUCGCCCGCUACACCAAGCGCGGGCAGGACCUGUCCAUCCUGCACCCGACCGCCGCCCGUCGCCUGCGCCUCCUGCUGUACUGGGCGCUGGCCCGCCGAGUGAGCGCCUGGCUGUCGGACCGCGUCCGCAACAACUGGACCGAUGACCGCUACGUCUGGUCCCGCGAGAUCGUCCUCGUGACGGGCGGCGCGGCGGGCAUUGGCGGGUCCAUGGUGCGCUUCUUGGAGGAGAAGGGCAUCACCGUCGUGGUGCUGGACAUUCAGCCCAUGUCCUUUACUACUUCCAGCAGAGUGCAUCACUUCCAGUGUGACAUCCGCUCUCCUGAGAGCGUCAACGCCGUCGCCGACCGCAUCCGCGCCCAGGUCGGCCACCCCACCGUCAUCAUCAACAAUGCCGGUGUCGCGCGUGGCAAGACCCUUCUCGACGCCGAGCCCAGCGAUGUGCGCUUCACGUUUGACGUCAACACCCUCGCUCACUACUGGAUCACCAAGGCCUUCCUCCCCAACAUGGUCGCUCGCAACCACGGCAUGGUCGUUACCGUUUCAUCCUUUGCCUCCUGGAUCACCAUCCCCAACAUGAUCGACUAUGGCGCCUCCAAGGCCGCCGCUCUGGCCUUCCACGAGGGCCUCACGGCCGAGCUCACCACGCGCUACAACGCGCCCCGCGUCCGCACCGUCUCCGUGCACCCGGGCCACACCCGCACCGCCCUCUUCAAGGGCUUCCGCCAGGGUGCCGGCUUCCUCCUGCCGCAGCUAGAGCCCGACUCCAUCGCCGAGGCCGUGGUCCGUCAGGUCCUAACCGGCCGCAGCGGCAACGUCAUCCUCCCGGAGUUUGGAGGGUCGCUCUCGGCGCUCCGCGCCUACCCAGACUGGUACCAGCACCGCGCCAGGGCGAGAGCCCAAGGCAGCAUGGCCAACUGGAGCGGCAGACAGGUGGUGAGCGACGUUUCGGCGCCGUUCGAGGGCAAGGAGAGCAGCCAGGGGCACGACACGAGCGAGAGUACCGUGCUGGUCUCCGGGGAGUGA